AGUUGGUUCUGUGGUCGGACCAGAUCUCGCUGCUUAUCCCACGACGGACGAACAUGCGCUUGAGGGCGGUCAAGAACGCGCUCGUGGACAGGUCGGAAACGGUUUCUAGGUGCACUGCCUUAGUCGCGAGGCAAACGAAGACAGCGACGUAACCCUUCACUGUCUUGGCCGUUCGAAGGUUGGAGGUGCGUACGAGGAAUGGACCCGCGAAGUCCACACCGCAGUGCACGAAAGGACGAGCCGGGUUCGUCCAUACGGAAGGCAGGCUUCCCAUCAGCUGCGUCGCGGUUUUCGCCUUCAUUCUGCAGCAGCGCGUGCAGUUCGCAACGUAGCCACGCACCACCGUUUGGCAGCCAACGAUCCAAUAUCUUUGGUUGAGUGUGGCGAUCAUCAGAGUUGGUCCUGCGUGCAGGUUGCGAAGGUGGACUUCUGACAGCAGCAAGUUCGUGUACCGAUGCUCUUUCGGGAUGAUCAUAGGAUGGCGCACGUCGUACGGCUGGUUGGAGUUCUGGAGUCGGCCACCAACCCGCAGAGUGCCAUCUGUGUCGACGAACGGAAACAAAGCCUUGAGCUUGCUGUUGCUUGGAAGCGGUGCAUUCUUGACCAGGCAAUCGAUUUCCGUCUGGAAGCUGUCGUGUUGAGCUGCUCGCGCCAGUUGCAAGCAAGCGUCGUUGAUCUUCUUUGGCGUCAGCGGUCCUUCCAGUUUGGGCGCGUUGGUGCGACGAGCCCGAGAGCUGAGCCGCAGACGGUUGAUCCAGCACAAGAUGCGCCGAAUGUGAGCCAGAUCCGAGUAGCGGCCAGCUGGGGCCGUAAAACAGGGGGUGCAUCAGCAGCUCAAGCGGCGUGAUUCCCCGGGACGCGCAGUCGGCCGGGUUGUUCUUGGACGACACGUGGAGCCAGUGUUUGCGCGACAGAAACUGCAGAAUCUUGGACGUGCGGUU
Molecule: messenger RNA, 941 nt
Organism: Culex quinquefasciatus (southern house mosquito)
Lineage: Eukaryota; Metazoa; Arthropoda; Insecta; Diptera; Culicidae
Exons: 2
Coding region: 455-847 (130 amino acids)
Source: RefSeq, a predicted model, not a curated record